Stylophora pistillata is the source of this 6533-nucleotide messenger RNA. Its product is annotated as palmitoleoyl-protein carboxylesterase notum1a. The record is from RefSeq and is a predicted model, not a curated record. Gene Ontology annotation, molecular function: hydrolase activity. Lineage: Eukaryota; Metazoa; Cnidaria; Anthozoa; Scleractinia; Pocilloporidae.
UCAUAUAUUUCAUUGUAUCUGAGUACGGAUUAUGUUGCAGGGUAUAAGUGAACUGAAAUGCUUUGGUCGGUACUGUAUCAGAACGGAAAAUCGACUCUACUCAUUUUAUAUCAUGCUGUUCUCUCUGAAACGUUGAAAUCUACAAGUUAAAGUUACCUUUCCUGAAUCAAAUUUCUUUUUCAUGAAUUAGUAAGUAAACGCAGUCGGCUAAAAUCUUCCAUUCAACAAUUAAGUUGUUGUGAAAAAAAUGCUUGCUUACCGUGCCACGUCGCGACAGAUGUCUGGAAAACAAGCUGCAAAACAUGUUUAGCAAAAGAAUGUUCUCUUCCGAAACCGUAUUAUUGGACGCUACAUUGCUAGUGAAAGGACCAUUACGAAAGUCUUUGUACCAAUCAUUAAUAUCGCCAUUCCUUUGCAUUUUUGCUUUAAUGAAAUUCCUGGAAAUAUUACCUUCUCAAAUGUUUAUCUUAUCCAAUGCCUUGAGAAAGAACAUCCGGUAAAGAAAACAAGCUCUUCGAUCGCCCACGGUCCAUUUUCUUCGCUCGUCAUUGAAACACAACAGAGUUAUUGCGUAACAACAGCACGCUAGAAAAGCAAUGAUAUUUUUAGCGCGCAAGGUUAUCUUUCACCAUGUCAAAUAUUUCUUCCGCUUGAUAAUUACCAACCGACCGCCAGCUUCCUGAAAGCAAAACUGACAACAUGACGCGAAUUAAGAGACCGAUGUGUGUCUUUAGCUUACUUACCAGCGAAUUCCAUCUCGUCUUGGAAUCUUCUUGGACUUGGUCACGUAGAUGUGGCGUUUCCGUAUGACUUGAGAAAAUAAAGAUUUAAAACGAAAGAACGUGUUUGAAAUCGAUUUUUACCGCUUCUGAUAGCUUUUUAUUCGUACUGAUCUUGUCUGAUAGACUGUGUAAAGCGAAUGUUUGGAAAACUGCGAUAGCCAUGAUAAAUUAAGAAGCAGCUCAUAGAUAGUAGAGAAAAGACGGAAGGUAUGGCGUUGCAUAGCUGGAUCAGAAAGAGCUACACUUCUCCUUUUUCCUUCCACAUGCAGAGCCGGAUUUAUCUCAAAUCCGAAAUUAAGCUCCCCUUACUCAAACUGGAAACAGAAAUAGAAAUGAAGAACUGUUCGAAGCCUAUAGUGUUUGGAAAGCCGGGUUGACAGAGCAGCUUAAAGUAAGUGACUGGAAAACGCUUUUCAGGGAAAAUAGUUUUUAAUUUUGUGUAAGCGAGAAGUUCAAUUAUGUACGACUUCCUCAGAUUAUUUCAUCUAACAAACUCUGAUACCCAAAAAGACAAAUUAGCCGUACUCAUAAGCCCUUAAAAUUUUGGUAACACUUCAACUAUGAGAGCAAAAUCUAUUGCUCUGAAGAAAUGCGAGUCAGAACUGGAAGAGAAGGCAGUAAAACCCAGAAAUGAAAAAUGCGCCAGCUGCUAUGAAAGAAAACAUAAUAAACAGAACAAUUACACAGAGAUUUCCGAUAUGGUGUACUUUAGUAUAAGCUUUUGAAUUUAUAUUGUUUUCAAAGACGAUUAACGCUGCCGCGGUAGUUAAAAACAAGUAGAUAAAGUAACAAGAUGUGAUAUUUUUAGACAGCGGUUUACCACAAAUAAACUUCCUAAGUUCCAGCAGAGAAUGUAUCGAUCACGCAAAUUUAGAUAAAAAAACUUUUAUUGACCAAAGGCCGUUAUUAAGAAACCGGCUUAAAUAGCUUAAUUAAAACGUAUCCGAUUCAUUACAGCUAAGCGUGUUUCAAAGUCUUCUACUCGCACUAUACUUGGCGCAUAUCUAAAACGAGGUGCAAAAUACGUAACAGGCGAUCGGGCUUUCACGCGAUCCGUAGAAAAUGAAAAGCGCUUUUUCUACUCGAGAAAAUUUCGUUGAUAGUCGCACUUAUCGUAAUCAUUAUUUCAGAAUUUUUUUUGUAUUUUCUCACUUUUGUUUUUUGCAAACUCUAUUUGCAAGCUGGUGGCACGCAGUUGGCUUAAAAUAGUUUAUUUUGAAAAAUCGUCAUCCCCAUGUAAAAACUUGACACUUACGUACUAAAAUUUUCCAAUUGGCUAUUUUUAGUUUCCAGCGUGCAUCUAGUUUAUAAGAAUGCGAGAUCGUCCGAAAUCUUCAAGAUCAGCUCUUUUCCCCUUUUUUUCUUUCCGCUUCCACCUUCACACAAACAAAGAAAGCUACUGAAAUUUCUGAAAGAAUUACAAAUUGCCCUUCGAAAUCAGUUGAGGGUAGGAAGUCAGUAGAGAGUUUCAUGUUUGACCCCGGAGACGUAAGUUAACCUCGUUAUCAACUGCACUUUGCUGUUAUUACAGGCAUUCUCUGUUAUGUUUACAAACGAGAAAAUAUACGUCAACUUAACAACUAAAUAGGUUUGAUUAACCCCCACUGGAUGAUUCUAUCAAGGCUUUGAAUAACUUAAAUAUUUGUUUAGGAAAUUUUCGGUGAGAAUUCAGUUUGAGUUUUAUGAAAAUAAAAGACUAGUGCACUUUUUUUUUUCGAACGAAAGACUAUCAUUUCGCCAAUUGUCUUCAAGCAAAGAGAACUGAACCACCUAUUAAAUUGUGAUCACGUACAUACCUUUGACACUGUUAACUUGUCCUAAAAAGAAAUCGUCGAUUACUGAAUUAGCUUUUUUAUUUAGAUUUUCAGUCUGAAAGAAUGAUAAAGUACUGUGCCCCAGUAGUCCAUAGCAAAAUGAAAUUUGAACCGGACAGCAUUCUGCCCUGUAUUGGCAGUAACUGUUUUUUUCAUCCUUAUAUCUCGGAAGGCCUGAAAUAUUGGAAUCAUAGAGGAUGGAUGGGGUGAAAAGCUAUAACAGCAUUUCAACAACAGAGUUUCAGUGAAGCUGAACGCUCGGUUUUCAUGAACUUAUGUUUUAGCUACUCUGCAUUUGAGAAAUAUUUCUUAUCAUUAGUAAUGAAUCUGGUGUUACAUGUCUUUGGGGUUCGCUCAUUUCAUUUCUUUGUCUUUUAAAACUUUGAAAAGUAUCGUUAUUAGUAAAAUAUUUAUCUGCAACAAAAAUAGGCAACCAGUUUUGCAAGUCUGUAUGAUAUUUAGGGCAUCUCUUUCAAUGCUCAGAAUUCAUGCAACAAAGAACGGUGCAAGACUGAGUUCGCAGUAAUUCAGUGACAUAGGACGAAAGGAUGACUUAUGAAAAAACAUCGUGUUAACAGCGGGUUCAAUUUCAGCCAACUGUUCUGUAUGAAAAAAAAAAGACAAAAAAGAGUUUUAAAACUGUCAAAAUGUUGCGGUAUUACCGUUAGUAUGUAACCAACCGAAAAAAGAAAGAUAUCUCUUGCGCCAUAUACUAGAGAAUAACUCGGAUUCUUGAUUGGGACGAAGCUGAGAAAAUUGUCAUAAAUCAGUCAACUAAAACACAUAAAUAGAUCUUUCUCGAAGUUCCUCAGCAACUGGAAUUUAUCGCAAACUCCAAAGGGCAGAUAGGGAGGUUGCUAUGAUGCAAACCAGCUCAUGCUAAGGUCCAUCUUUUUUCUGCCUUAGAACGUAAUUUAAUUUGAGCGUUUAAUUAAGAGAUUAUUUCCCAGUUUGUGUAAAGAAAUGACCCUUAUGCCAUUUUUUUAUUUUUUAUACUUAUUUACAAUUGAAUUUAAUUUAUCUUUUUUAGCCAAGUCCUUACGCUCUUCAGGAUAGUUAGUGACCGCAUUAUGCCCUCAUUUUACAAAACUGUGUUUGUCAGAACACCUUUACCUCCUUAUUACGUCAAGCAACCUCUGAUGAGGAGUAGCGCAAUAGCAAGUUAGUCAGCAGGUUAGUUAGUUGGACCCUUAACAAGCCUUUAACUAACACACCGCAUAUUGAUCGAUGUUUCUCUUUAGAAGCUUGCCCAGUACGUUUCCUUUCUUCAUUUAAAAUUGCUUGGCUUGAGAACGAUUAAAAGCACGUUGUCUUCGAUUGUUCUAUUUGAUUGCGCUGAUGUGAUAAACUUAUCAUAUUUUCAUUUGUUUCCUCGCAUUACUGAGCACAUAAACACGACUGGCGAUAAGGGCGGUACAUUUCGUGACAUCGGUUCGCAGAUUUGGACGGAAUUUAUACACGGACGGAUUAAGUUAUCGUCUCUAAGUGCUUUCAAGAUCGGCCUAUUGUAUAAGUUUUUCGCGAGCUUCCCGGGGUCGCAUUCGUUCGUUGUACAAACGAUUACACCGAAGCAAAAACAGUGUCCGCCAAUGCGGUCUUUUCCUUUUUACCUUUGAUCCUGCGGGUUACAAUUAAAUCAUUCUUUUGAUCAACCGCCAAACGGGUCCCAUGUGGGUAGGAACGCGAGAAAUGGUCUUACAGGCUUAAUUGGUUUCACCGAGAAAAAACUACGUUUUUCCCUUGAAGGAAAUAAUAACGCGCAAAUUCGUCUCUAGAACAAUCUAGGUUUUGAUCACGCGCGCCCCAAGACUUACACGUGCUACUGUUUGUCGUUUAAUUCCAGCAAUUAGAAUAAACCAUAAAAGUAUGGGGGCAUUGCAACGUAAAUAUUUGAAUUAGAUGGAUAUCAUUGCAUUAAGUAUUAGAGGCUGCUCCAAUAACGUGCUUGGGUGUGUAAUUGAAGCGUCCAGAAUUAACUUUGCGGUUCACACGGUCAUGGAGUUAAAUAAUUGAGCAAUUAGGAUAAAGCUUUAAAGUUACCGCGUCCAAUAGAGAGCGAAGUUCACAACUAUAUAACCUAGUCGAGCACCACUGUGUUAUCUAUUUCUGGUCGUCACUUAUAGUGUCCCGUUGGUUUCGACGCAGGUAGUCCAUUCUUGGAGUUGUAAGCGUGUUUUAUUGCCGUGAUAAAAGAUCACACGGCGUGAAAAAAACGGUUACUUUGAGGCCGGGCGAUUUUUUUUUUCAGGUUGAACAACUAACCAGAUUGCAGCGUUUAAAAGGACAACUAGUUGAUUUUUAGCAUCGAAAAUGUUCCUUGUUUUCACAGCGAUGUUUUUCUGGGCGUUUCUGGGUGUUCCUCUUGUUGACUGCAGCAUAGACCUACAGCAAGAAUCGUUGAACGAGGGCCCUCGACAGUUCGUUCACCUGGCGAAACAGUGCCCUCAGUCGCGCGAUCUAUUUAUGAUGAAGUUACACCAUCUUACUGACAGAAACGUUACAUGCAACGAUGGUACACCAGCAGGGUAUUAUUUGAGGAAAGCUCAUGGUAGUAAAAGAUGGAUUGUGUAUUUGGCGGGCACGGGAAUCCUGUCAUCUGACCCAGUCCUAAAUCCAACCUGGUGGAAUGCAAAUCUUGUGUAUAUACCGUAUUGCUCAAGUGAUGCAUGGAUUGGCAAUGCAUCCGCCAGUGAAACAGGAGAGCGAUUCUCCUUUGUUGGAAGCAGAAUAUUGGAAAGGGUGUUUAUGGAGCUGACAUCAAAGGGUCUGGAUAAUGCCAAACGUCUUCUUGUAGCAGGAAGCAGCGCUGGUGGUAUCGGCGUGAUUCUCAACUUGGACAGGAUUGAUAAAAGGCUUGAGAUGGGUGGCCUUAAAAUCGAUGUUCGAGGCCUGGCUGAUUCCGGCUGGUACCUGGACAUUCCUCCGUGUCCUGCAGGAGGGAAACACUGCCAGGGAGCUAAACUCCAAGAAAACAACAUGAUCAGCAUCGGAAUGACUUAUUGGAGAGGCGUUGUGCCCGACGACUGCGCGAGAAGAAAUCCUCAGAAAAAAUGGAAAUGCUUCUUUGGUGAACAUGUAUAUCGUACAGACGAUAAGUCUCCGAAACAUAGUCCAUUGUUCGUUUUCCAGUGGUUGUAUGAUAGUGCACAGUUGGUGUGGUCAAUUGGUGCGAAUAUUAUGAAAUCUAGUAAACCAUCUAAGAAGGAGAUUGAUCGGGUGUUGUACAUUGGGAAUGAAGUGAGGGACUCCUUUAAUAGAACCAAAGGACUGUCGUGCGCGGUGUUUGCGCCAUCUUGCAUAUCCCAUGGCAUCCUCAAUCAAGAUGAUUGGCUGAAAGUUCUAAUGAGAGGAAAGAACCUAAACCACGUGAUUAACGAUUGGUACCAGUCCUCUGGACAGGAAACGCGAGACUGUCCGUCACUCAUCGGAACGGAGUGCAAUUAUCCACAUUGUAAUCCGACGUGUCCUUCUUUAGGCCGGAAAUUAAUGGGUCUGCGGUCCCACGGUAAAGACAUUAAAACGCCGUCUGACAAGGUGGUGGUUCCAACACCACAUAAAUGAGAGAACGCCACGGAAAAAUGGUUCCUCAAGUCACUCGUGUAAUGAAGAAGUUGUUAAUGGUAUAUUACUAUAUUUUAAUAAGCAACAGGCCGUAUUGAUAACAGCUACUAUAGAUUUGUUCGUAUUACGAAAUUAAUGAUUAAAAACAAUUUGAAAAAGCGUAACUAAUUUUGAAAAGGUCGGCUUUUUAAUCAACUAGUCAAGAUUGGUUUUGAGGCCCUGCUAUCCUCCAUUAUUUUCAUCGAAGGCCCGCCAAACGGUAGGUAGGUUAUGUAUGAGGGCACAUAAUGUAGUUUACGUAAAUGAGUUAAUAAUGGUAAUUGAACUGAGUGGAGUGCAAUUUGGGCUGAAAUCAUACGCGUGAUUUCGAAAUCGA